GAAAACACUUCAAACAAAUCAUUGCCGCGACGCAGUGUGCAGUGCUCGUUUUCACUUCCAUUGCUUCCAGAGGUGCAGUUUGGGAAACAAUUGAGAAGAAUUGUCAGCAACCUGAGACGGCAAACCGCGUUCAUUCAUUUGGGAAUGAGUGUGUGAGAGUGUCGAAGCAGCAGUAAUGGCGUCAGGGGGAGAAACCUGUGCUCCUGCGGAGGACGAGGGGGGCGUCCCACUGGACAUUGAUGAUGUACACCUACUCCUACAAGUGGAACAGGAGCAGAUUCAGAAGAGGACAUUCACAAACUGGAUCAAUGCACAGUUCUCCAAGAGGAGCCAUCCAACUGUUGUCCAGGAUCUGUUCUCAGAUCUUCGAGAUGGGACUCGACUGCUUGACCUGCUGGAGGUGAUGAGUGGCCAACGCAUGAAGCGCGAGCGGGGUCAUGGUGUGUUUCAGCAGAGAGGCAACAUUGAGACUGCUUUGAACUUCUUGAAGAAUAAAUCGAUCAAGCUGGUGAACAUAAACAUCCCAGACAUCAUAGAGGGGAAACCUUCCAUCAUUCUGGGCCUGAUAUGGACCAUCAUUCUGCACUGUCACAUAGAGGAGCUAGCCAGCACUCUCUCUUACGGAUCCCGUUCAUCCUCCCUGGAUUCUCUGUCCAGUCUAGAUUCUGUUCCUGGAUCUCCACGCAGUAGUCCUGUUCCUCGAGGAGCAUCACCGCUCCGCACCCGCUUCCGUCUGUCUGCUAAGAAGGCUUUGCUCCUGUGGGUUCGGGACCAGUGCCAGAAAGUUGGUUGCUCAGCCAGUGUGAGGGACUUUAAGUCCAGCUGGAGGAGUGGUGAGGUGUUUCUGGCCAUCCUCUGCUCUCUUAGACCUGAUCUGGUGGACCUCUCUCAAGUCCAGACCAGCAGCCACCGGGAAAACUUGGAGAGGGCAUUUCACCUCGCUGAGAAGGAGCUCAGAAUUCCCAGACUGCUCGAGCCAGAAGACAUUGAUGUCAGUAACCCUGAUGAGAAGUCUAUCAUGACAUACAUUGCUCAGUUCCUGCAGUACUCCAACGAUCUGCCCGUAGCUGAUGACGAUUUUGAGGCUUCACCCACUCAGAAAGCCAGAGAGAUUAAAUGCUGGCUAGAGCGAGCCUAUCAGGAGUUAUUGGAGGCAUGGAAUUCCACAGAGGGGAAUGGAUAUGCAGAGAGGUAUCAGGCAUUUCAGAACUUUGUGGGGACUUAUUAUGACCAGCGACGUCCAGUUAUUACAGUUCUCAGCGCAAUGAGACGUUGCGCUAAACCAAGUGAGGAGCAGAUGGCAUUGAGAAAAGCCUGGGACACCAUGGAGGAGAGGUUGCAAGAGUACAGAACAGAGCUUGAUGUUGGUUUGCCAGCCCCUCUGAACACACUGGGCCGGUGGCUCCAGCAUAUGGAAGCUGUGCUGUCUGAAGACAGCGGGAGCACAGAAGAUAAUGCACUUGCUGCCAGAGAUGCCAGACAGAAGCAAGAACAGCUGAAGGUCUUGGUUGAGGACUUAAGCCAGCACUUGAACACCCUUCAUCACUACCGUAACACAGAUGAUGAUGGCUGUCUUCAAGUGCCAAUCGAGAAGCUGGAGGAGAUCAAGAGACGUUUUACCAGUGCCAGAGUGACAGCCAAGUACCACGGCAUCAAGCUACAAUACAGAGAGCAGAUGCACCAUGUUUAUGACCUGCUGGGACGUCUGAAGUCUAAGCUGAGCCUGUGGAGAGGACCUUACGGCUCCCAAGAGUCUGUGCACUCUCUGCAACAGGAUUGGCAUGACACUGUUGACAAGCAAGGCCUGGUGUGGCUGUUGAAGGAAGCACUUCAUAAGCUGAAGGACACAGCAGUCAGUUAUACCAACAAAGCAGCUCUGGCCGACGACUCGCCUGUGGUAAACAGGCAGGUAAAGGAGGCCGAUAGUGAGACGGGAGUCAGUACAGAAGCUGCAGAAGCAGUAAGAUCCACCAUGGAGCGUGUGGUGGCUGCAUGGGUGUCCUACAAAGACUGCCUGUAUCUAUUACAGGUCUGGCUGGGCCAGGAGGGACAAUCAGAGGCACACGGGCAGGAGGACAAGCAUUUUUCCUCCAACUUGAAUGAGUGGAGAUCACGUCAAGCCCAGCUGAAUGAGGCGGGAAACUUUCUCAUUGAUAUGAGUGAUGCCUCCACCAGCCACUCUCUGACUGAAGAGCUCCGCAAACUGAACAUACAGUGGGCUGACUUUAUAAAAAGGACCAAGUUUGCAGUGGCCCCUCAGCCCAUCACUGCGGUCCCGGGUGUCCAAGCUGCGCAGUCUCUGAUGCAGGAAGCCAGCUGGGUGCUUAGAGAGACUGUGGAGGUGUCAUCUGGACCUCUACGCAUUUACAGAAAGAAACUCCAGGGCAUAAUUAAGAAGAUGUCAGCGUUCAAUUUGAACUCUUUGUCUCCAUCUCCAGACUGCAAAGAAGAAACUCUACAGAAACUCAGACAAACUCUUCCAGAGACAUUUGAGACUUUGACCCGGGUGGAUCAGGUGUGUGAGAGACUCCAAAAAGCAACAUCUCUGCUCGAGGGCAGGCUGGCUGAGCUUGAAAACUGGAGCACAGAAGCCCAAGAGGUCUGCAACCACCUAAAAGAAAGGCAGCAUAGGGGCCACCGGGGGCCACAUCCCAGGGCUAAAGGACUGAUCUCCAGAGGUCUACUGUUGGAAGGACAGGUGGUGACAGAAGGUGAGGACCUGCAGGUGCUUGUGACAUCGGUGCAGAAGAACUCCUCCCUGCCUUACCUCAGAACAUCUGCAUUACAAGACCGACUGCAACGGACUGUCUCACACUGUCAGGAGGUUACCGAGAUGCUCAGUUCUCAUGGAGUGAAGCGUGGAGGACAGCCUAAAGGUGCACAGCCCGCUUCCAAGGUUUUCGUACAGGCAUAUUCUCAGCCUGAAUCCCAAAUUGGAACCAUUCAACACCAUCAGAAACAGACAUUCUCCAAAAGCAGCAUACUUUCUCCAGAGAGCCCAGUAGAACCUCAAAGCCAAGAACUCUAUUCUUCUCAGUUGGAAGCCACCAGUGGUGUACAGCCCCAGGUUCUCCAACAGUAUCAUGAUAAAUCUCCAAAAGACCAAAGAAAAGCUAUGUGCCAAGUACAACAUACAGAGCUCAAACAGCCUUUGUUGUCAUCUGUUGUUGGCAGGAAGGUUGAAAUGAAACCCCAGACUGAAGUUCAACUGAUCUCUGUAGUCUCGAGCCUAACCAGUAGCUUUGGACCAUCAGACCUUCAAGCUGCCUCAGUAAACUCAAGCCAAAUUAGUGGCUUUGGACCCUUAGACCCUUUGCAGGUUAUCUCUGUAGACCCAAACCAAACCAGUGACUUCAGACCAUCAGAGCUACAGGUUCUCUCAAGCCAAACCAGUGGAUUUAGGCCAUUAGACUCUAUCCAGGUUAUAUCUGUAGAUUCAGGCGAAACCAGGGACUUUGAACCAUCAGACCUUCAGGUUAUCUCUGUAGACUCAAGCCAAACCAGUGGCAUUGAACAAUCAAACCCUCUGCAGUCUCUAUCUUCAACUACGUCCAGCCCAAGCACAUUGCUUACAUCGGUUACCAUGACUCAACUAAAAAUGCCAGGUGAGCAGCAUCUUGGUUCACCACCAAAAUGGCAACCUCAAACAUCCUUGGUGACACCACACCAAAGACAAAGGGUUCUGGCCAAAAGUCACAGUUUUCCUCAGCCCCAUGAUGAGCCAUCACAAACUCUGCCUGUAACCUCUCUUGCAUCCUGCCCAAGCACUUUGCAUACACCGGUAACAGUGACUCAACAAACGAUGCCAAUCAAGCAGCCACCAAAAUGGCAACCUCAGACCUCCCUGACGACCCUACACCAAAGACAAACAGUUCUAUCCAAAAGUCACAGCUUUCCACAGCCAUCAGAGGUUCCAGGUGUUCCCCAUGUCCCAGUACAGAAUGAGGUGUAUGCCAGAGCUCAGGCUUUGGCCAGGAGCAGACUGGAUAAAGCCAAAAAGCACCUGCAUGAACAUAUACAAGAUGUCAUCACUGUGAUCAGUACCAGAGACAAAUCAAAAAAACAAGCUAAUAAAAAACAGGCGGUGUCGUGUCUUCUCAGGCCUGCAGUGUUGGAGACGUUUCUAGAAGCCGUGAAGGGAAUGGGGGAUUUCUGCUCUGAUGCCCAGCUCAGAGACAUGGACCUCCUCUGUCAGUCAGUCAGGGCCCAGUGGGAGGUAUGUGCCACAGCAGCUGUGCGUUCGGUGCAUCUGGAAGCCUUGAGAAGUAUUACAGAGAGUCUGCAGCCUGCAGAGAGUGUUCUUCUCAGCACCACCCAUCUGAGAACAGACACAAAGAAGGUGGAGACUGUUCAGUGCCGCACAGACUCCACAAAUGACUUGGCACCAUGCCAGGAUGGCAGGGGGGGAGCAGUGAAGGACUGUGUCCUGCUGAGAAAGACUGUACUGCUGGAUGACCUAAGCCUCGACCACUCACAGGCUGUUGUCCAGACCAACAUUGUGGAGAUAAAACAGAUACCAGAGAGGACCGUCAUCCACCCCUGUUCAGCACAGGAAGAGAGGGUUACCACAGAGGAAACUCAAAGCAGCUACAGUGCUGUUCAGUCAGUCUUCCAGCAGCAGCUGCUUAACAACAGUCAGCAGCUAGGAUCAGAGUUUCCCAUCAGCCCCGGCAGCAAUGCCAGUAUCUCUGCUGACUCACUGAGAAUUCAACUCCAGCACCUACUGGCUCUUAAGGACCGGACAGAGGCUCUUUGGCGUGAGUUUGAGCUUCAGUAUUCCCAGAGCUCUCAGCACAUGGAAGAUGGCUGUAAUAUGGAGCAGGAGAGAACUCGGCUUAUUCAACAGUGGAAGGAACAACAGAUGUGCUUUCAGGCCAGGGUGAAGUCCCUUGAAACUGCGGUAGAGCUGCUGGAGUCUGCGGACAAUCAGAUCAGACUGAUUUCUGAUCAUAUCAAACAGAUUAGUCAGAAACCUCUGAAUAUUAGAAACUUUGCCGUUGCUGAUCCCAAAAAUCUACAUGAAGAAAUAAAGCGUCUAGAUGAAAGUAUCGAGAAGGAGCUGUUUCUGCUUAAGAGUGACGGUUCAGUUAGUGAUGCUUCUCAUCUGAGUCCCAUUGAGCUCCAAGCUCAUCUUCCUCUGCAGCAAACGCUCCACGGCCACACAAUAUGCUUGGACCAGCAAAGACAAUGUCUGAGAAAGAGUGAAUCAGCCCUGGUGGGACUCGUGAACCUCCUAUCCCAUCUCCAGAAGGUGAAUGCCGAAUUCAAUGCAGCUCACAACGCAUCAAAUCACAGUUUAGUCUCUAUCCGGCAAAGCCUUCAGCAGGCCAGGGAUGAAUCAGUUCAGCUAGACCAACUGCUGGAUGAUGCUGGUAUGAGAAUAACUCUGGAUGAUAAACCAGGCAGCUGUCAUGAGAUGGUUUCAGCUCUGGCUCUGCGUGUUGAAGAGGUCGAGGCCAGACUGGCUGUAGGGCUGAAGCAGUCUGACAGAGGAGGGAAAGGAAGAGUGGAGGGAGAACAGAGGGACAGAGCGUUCGGUAGGAAGAGGAUGGGCCUGCAGGUCGCUCUGAGGGAGGUGCUGACGGCACUCGAAAAACAUGGGCUGAAGGAGCCCACACUUCCUGCACUACAGCACAGGUUACGCUUCCUGACAGACAUGGAGAGUAAACUGGUUGCACUACGCUCAGAGAUUCAGGAUCUGAGAAAUACUUGUGCACAGACAAGCACCUCAGACACAGGCAUCAGUGAGCUGCAGACGCAAUGGGAAAACGCACACAGAGCAGUCACAGAGAGUCGUGAACAGUGUGUCUCUCUGACUGAAUUUCUGAAGAAGUUUCAGAGCUGCCGAAAUCGCUUGGGCAGCACUUUGCAGAAAGCAGAGCAGACUAUUGGUGAUCAGGCCUCCUAUAUGGGCAAAGACAACCUGCAGCUCUUGAUCAGUAAGGUGACCAGUUUAAAGUCAGAUCUCAGCGGUCUUGGCGACGGGGUGGAGGAGUUCAGAGCUGUGUGUCGGCAGCUGCAGUCUCUGAUGAGAAGGAUCCCAGACUGUGCUGACACUCCAUUUGAGAGUGAGGCUGAUUCCCUCAUGGACCUCUGGCUUGAUGUGACUGAGAAGACAGACUGUCAUCUGGACAACCUUCAAGCUGGCUUAUCUCUUUGGGAAAAACUCCUACUGUUGGCUGGAGAAGUGGAGGGCUGGAGCGCCCAAAAGCUGAUGACACUUGCUCAGUCAAACCCCUUUCAGACAGAGAAGGACGUGUCUGUCAUGGAGGAUGAGCUCAGGAUUCAAGAGGAGAACAUUGAACAUUUCCAUCGCAGAUCAUCAGAGAUCCAGGAGCUGCUGCAGAGUCGCGAGUUCCCACUGGAGCUACAGGUGAUUGAGAGCCAGCUGAGGAAGAAGAUGGCAGAGGUGAAGGAGCUCUUUUCUGAGGCCAGUGAUGUUUUCAGACAGCUGGGAGCUGCCAAAGGGAAGAUGGCGUCUGAUAUUGCAGAUCACCUGUCCUCCAUUCAAACUAUCACAAAUGCACUGACCUCACUGACCACAUCUGAAAGCCCACAGGUCCUCAACACCAUCCAGGGCUUAUCGGAGAAACUGCAAGCAGAGGCAGAGCAGGUCGAUGCAUUACUGCAGCAGAUAAAUCUUCUGGCCAGCAUUGCAGGUCUAGAAAACCUGCAGGCGCUGGCUGAAGAUGGAGCUCAAAUUCAAGAAAGCAUCUGCGUGGCUAGAGAGCUGGUCAUAGAGAAGAGAGAGCAAGCGAUGAACCCCAACAGACCUGAAAAUCCUCAGAUGGUCCGAGAUCCCAAGCACAUCAAGCCGCGGAUAAAAAAAACAGAAGAUACUGCGCCUGAGAUACAGUGUGAAUCUAAUGGUAAAACGGAGGAACAGUCACACGGAGGGCAGACACAAGAUCCUCUUCUUGAGUUGAAAGACUUCAAAGAGCAGGCCUGCAGCUGGGCCAGUGAACUGUAUCUGAAGGGCGAUUUUCAGGUUUCUGAGGAUGAGAACAGACAGAUCACACUUGAAGAGAAACUCACAGCUGUGCAGGAUGUGUGUGUUGGUCUUGGUGAGAGUAUGAAUGAGGAGCUGACGUGUGCAAUGUUAAUACAACAGAGCCACGAGAGUCUGGACUCUCUACAGGGCCGGAUAGAGGGCAGUUCUCAUGACUUAAAUGCUUUAAAGGCUCCAGAACAAGUGGAAGGAAAUCUACUAGAGGUUGAGAAACUAUCUGAGGUCCUGCAGACAAGCUGUACUCCCGAGGGUCAGACUGCUCUCUCCCAAGAUGUUUGGACGCUGUUUGGAAAGACGCCAGCCCUGAGGAAGAUCUUGGAAGAUGAGAGGACUCAGGAAGGGAACUCUGAUCCAGUUCAAAGUUCCAUUCAGUGCAUCAAGCCUCAGCAGCCUGGAGUAUCCACAGAGGAGCUCCAGUCAGUUCAGGUUGCCGCUGACAGUGAAGUGGAUGACGAAGAUCGUAUGCCCACAAAGGAAGUCAGUAAAACAGAAGAUAUAUCACCUUGCUCAGAACAACAAGCAACCGAAGAUGUUGAGAACCUUCCAUCAGGACACGACACAAAUAAGCAGCAGUCCAUGUCUGGAUCUAAAGAGAGGGAUGAAACUGGAUCUGUAUUAAGAGAAGAUGACAGCAAAUUCACUCAUGGCUCAUCCUGUGAAUCAUUAAAGCCUGUCUUUACCAUAGUGCUGGACUCUGAUCUUACCAAAUCCAACCAGAUCCCACUGACACAACCUGUCCCAGCUUCUUCAACUAAAUGGGAUACUGUUUCAGUUGUUCAUGAUGGGACUGCAGAGACAUCAGAGGAUGGCUUGAAACUCUUGGAAGUCAAACCAAAUGUUGAUGUAGCUGUAGAUGAAGAACCUGCUGUAAUAAGCUCUUCUGAUGAACCUGUACAUUUAUAUGCUGAUAUUUCAACAUCAGAAGUGCAGUUUAAAGAAAACAGCCACACCGACACCAUUGAACCCACUCAUUCUGCUCUAGACCUUGAUUUCAGGCCUAAACCAGAGAAGGACUCAUCUACUCAAGCAUUUGACCCAAUGCUUUUUUACCCAGAGAAGUAUCAAGCAAGCUCUGGAACGGCUAAGAAAGUAUUUACCAUCAUCCUGGAUGUUGAUACUCCUACAUUAUCAUCAGACGGGUAUCAAUCACUGCAAGAGACACAAUGUACAGGUCCUGAUGACUCAACCACAGAUGAAUUCUUCCAUUCAGAUGUAAAAAAUCAACAGAAGAACUCCUUUGGUACUGAGAAACAUGAAGGCAGAACGGCUGAACUAGGUCUUUCAGAAAAGUUCAAUGUGAAAUCAAAUAGCUCUGAAAUGCAGCCAGGACAGAAGGAAGCUCCGCUUAUCCAACCCCAAACCCCUGAGAUCAUAGAGAUUGACGUUCAAAAAGAUGAAAAAGAGAAGCAACAUGAAGUCACUGAUGCAGAAGCAUCAAGCCAAAUGGAUGUCCACACUGGAGAAGGCAGUGAGUCAGGGUCUGUAGUUCACCAGCAGGAUGUCCCAAUGUUGGAGAGUCAUGAUGAGGAUGACAACAACACAUCUGAAGAGCCUUCAUAUGAAGCAAACACACUUCAAAAGCCUCCAAAAGUUGCUAAAGGUAGGAAGAAGAAGAGAAAACCAGUUGGUGCAGAAAAAGCAAACAGUAUCAGUAAUAAAAAGCUGAACACAUGUAAAUCUGAACAUAAGAACACAACUCACUCAGAAAGCCUUCAAACUUCAGAGGUCAGGCUGCCGAAUGCCACAGAUACUGCCUGUGUCAGUACAAAGACUGUGUCUUCAGACUUCAGUCAACCAAACACUGCAAAGCCAUUGAGUACAGAAAACAAACUAACAGUGGACACUGUGCAGAAAGAGACCUUGAAUCAAACUGAGGAUGGACAUUUUGAAAACAUUAGCAUCUCACUUGCCGGAGAUGCCCAUAUUAAUACCACAGAUAUGGUUUUAGCAGCAGUGCAGUCUGUACAGUCAACACAUACAGAGGACUCAGAACUAGCGCCAGAAGAUUAUUCAUCUGACUGUAUAACACAAUUUUCUACCACAGUCCCAUCAGAGUUACAACUCAGCCAUACUGAAGCUCAGAGGACAGAGGAUUCAGAUGGCAGUUUCCAUUUGCAGUAUAAAGAAAUGCACAGAGCAAAUUCAGAUUCAUCUGCCACGAACAAAACGUCCCAAAACAGAGGAUCAGGAGCAGACGGUGAGGAUCAAACGAGGCAUGCGAAGCAGCCUACUGGGACACAUGUGUGGGCCACUUUACUGAAUACCAUCACUAAUGUUCAGCCACUUCUGAUCACCAGUCACGGUACUGAGGAAUCUAGACCAAGGAAAGAUUCCUGGCUUCAGAACUCAUCACUCUUAGAGUCUGACAGCGGUCUGGCAUGGACUGUCCUGUGGGUUUUCAGAUGUCGGUACAGACCGGCCCAACUUAGCAUUGUACAUAUGGCUCAUCAGCUGGAAGAAGUUGAGAUCUGCCGGCAAUAUGUCCUGGAGCAGGUGUCUAGACUGCCUCAAUGUGAAUCUAGUGCAGGACGCUCCACAGAGCUUGAGAUGAGCAUAGAGGACAGAUGGAACAGAGUACUGCUGGAUACCUCAACCAUGGUGGAGUUCAAAAAGGCACAGCUCCAGCAGGUCACACAGUACCACCAGCAAAAACGGGUUCUCACGGAUACUCUGCAUAACCUGGAGGCUGAGCUCAACACAAUGACACAGGAUUGCAUUGACAGCAGCACCUUGCAAGUGGAGAAGCUGAAUGCAUUCCUGAAGAACAUGCAGAAGAAGAGAGGCAUACUAGAGGAACUCCUACAGACAUGCUCUCAGAUUUCAGCCCAUCUGAAUGAGGCAGAGGGACCUGUGGCCUGCAUUGAACCUUUCAGGACUUUACAGGAGAGAUGGCAAACUAUAGAGCGGGUUGCCUCCAGCAGUCUGUGGUGUGCUAACAUCUGCACAGCAGAAGUAUCUGCACUCCUGCAAGAAGCCAGAGAUCUGCACCAUGAACUGGAGCUUCUGGAGAAGUCAGUUUCUCUUCCGCAUCCCUCUCGAGGACAGAUGGACUGCCGAAGUGAGCUACAAGAAACUGUCAGAUCUGCAAACCUGACAGCAUUAGCGGAGCUCUACUUGUACCUUCUUGAGGUCUCUCAGGCUCUUUCCUCAAGUCCGCUGGGGAAAAAAGAGCUCAGAGAUGUGGAGGACGCAAUGCAGGGCCUGAAUUCUCAGCUUGCUCUGACUCGGGAGACGCUCAGCUCUCAGACUUCGAAUGGCAAUGGCUGUUCACCGAUCACGAGGAUUAUCAGGGACUACGUUACAUGGGCUAAACAUUCGGAAAGCAAAGUCAGCAGGAGAAGGAGGUUGGCUCUGUUUCCUGAAGAGGCGAGUCACCAGAUCAGCCACAUGAAGAAACUGCAGUCUGAAACAUCUCUUAAGAAGUUUCAGUUGGCCUCUGUAUUGAAAGAGCUAAGAGAGGAAGUUACAGGACUCGACAAGGAGGAUUCCAUGUCUCCCACCCUUGCUUCCCUAGAGGAUUUGUAUGUUAAGAUUACAGAGAAGACCGAAUGUGCUGUUGCAGAAAUUAACAGAAUGUUUCAUAUAAGAGAGAGGCUGUGGAAACAGAUCACUGACAGCAGCUCUUGGUUAACCUCAGUAUUAGAAAAAGAGUCUGGUAAAACAGUGGCUUCUGAACCUAAAACUACUAUCCCAGAAUUGAGGGUUCAGCUUCAGGUAUGCACAGAGGCUUUGAAGGAAGCCGAGAGACAAGCAAAUAACUUGGAGACUCUGUUAGAUGAAGUAAAAAGUGUGAAUCACGGUCUGAGUGUACUCGAAAGCUUUCAGCUUAUCAAUAGGCUAACAGCCUUACAAGAAGAGGUCUCUAGGGUUGUGAACCGUAAGUGGGCCUUGCGCUGGGUGCUUGAAGAACUCCUUCAUGCUCAGGAAUCUUCUGCUGAGGAACAGAACGUCAUUCUGAAGAGCUUGAGACAGAUGAAUGCUGAUGUCAUGAGGCAGAAGUAUCCCGUAACAAGGGACUCGCUCUUGGCUCUUGAACCUGUUCAGCACAUUCUGAUGGAGCUCCUGUGCAAGGUGCCGGAAAUUCCACACUGCCCAGAUUCUCGGAGAAAAGAGAUGCUCAACGCUGUACUAGACCUACAGAGGAGAAUGCAUCUGCUGGAGUUGCAAGCCAAAGAGCAUGAGGAGUGCCUCAUUUUAAGGCAGCACAUGGAGAACUCCAGAGAGGUGGUGAAGAAGAGCUUGUCGCAGAUUGUAGACUCAAGUGUAGGAGCUGACAUAAGGCUCGGCUUUUGUCAGGCUGUCCUGGUGGAGCUACCUUUGGUGAGAAUGACAUGUCAAGAGGCCGCUGACCACCUUGAGGCCGUUUCGAAAGAUCUCUAUCCAUCCCAGCUGACAGCAGAAAGGCAAAAAAUCAGUUUGGUCAUUGAGCAGCUCGCCUCUUGGGAGCUCACAGUAAAAAAUGAGGCUAAAACCCUUGAGUGCUUUCUGGCGGAGCGACUCGGGAGUCCUACAGACCUCAGUCCAUGCACUGAGCUCUUCAACAGUGUCAGGCAGCAGCUGAAGGAGAGCAUCUGCUUGGAGCCAGAUAAUAAGACCAUUGAUGCAGAGCUACGAAAGCACUGGAUGCGAAUCCAGACCGUUGAGUCUGUUCUACGAAUGCUGGAGCACUGCAGGAAAGCAGUAGAUGUUGAAAGCUACCAGACGACCACUGGUCUUGGCCAGAAAACUCUUAAUGAUUGCGGUAUGCAUAUGGACAAGCUGCUCCAAGCUCGGGAGGCACUGAAGCAUUACCACUGGGCUGUUCAGGGUGCAGAGAGCUUCUUUCAGCAGAUUGGAUCCAAUCUCAUGAUCCCCUCUGAUGGCUUCAAAGGCUACAAAGAGCAGCAUCGCUAUAUUCAACAGAUUUUCAGCACUCUGGUUGAGGGUUUCCAGGCCCGCUUGUCUGAAGUUGGUGCUUCUGUUCCCCAGCAGACAUGCCUCUCCAUCCCUCUAACCGAGCAGCUUCAUAUUGAGGUUUUGAGUCACCUUAUAGUACAAGAUGCCAAAUUAGAAUCUCAGGCUCAGCUCAGACUUGAGGCCUUACAGAGGUCCAUGAAAGACCAAAUUGUUCACAUGAGUCACCAUGAAGAAAUGAGCCAACUUCUCAAAAAUGUUGAUUCUCGAAUCUCUAGUCAAUGCUUAAGUCAAAAACCGACUGAUUCCGAAGCCUGCCAAGAUCAAAAGCUGAAAGUAAAGUUGCUCCAGACAGAGCUAAAGAACCUUGCUAAAAGGCUGGAGGAAUUGAGGGAAAGUUGCCCAGGUCUACGCUGCAAAGCACCUGUGGAUCUGAUGCUGGGACAGCUGUGGAGGUCUUGGGCAGUGCUGCAGUGGAGAGUAGAAUCACUCAAAGCCAGCAUGUCUCAUAAAGAAGCAGAGUGGAGAGACUUUGUGAUACGUAUGAAUAAAUCAAAGGAAGGUCUUGACAGACUGCAGAAUGAUCUUCCAGACUCCACUAUGGUGGCGGGAUCCCUGGUGGAUCUUCAGGUUGUUCUGAGCCUCACUGAGCGCCUUCAAGAUGGGAUUGAGCAGGAGCAUCACACUUUGGCAUCUCUACAACACCAUGUGGCACGAUUGCUUGGGGUCUCAAAUUUGCAGCAGCUGAAAUUGUGCCCUCAAAUCUGCCAGGACUUGCAGUCUUUACAGGGUCACUGCAGAAGCCUCAGAGAUCAGAGCAAUAACAUCCGUCGGGAGGUGCUUUUUGAGAUCCAGGAGUUGAGUCGUGUGCAGGAGGAGUUGAGUGCCAUUCAGCAGAAUGUUCUCUCUCUUUUGGCAGUUUUACAGUCAGAGUCAGCUGCUCAACACUUACAGGAAGUCAAAGUGGAAUUGGUUUCACAGAAGGCUCGACUGCAGGAUGUCAUGGACAGAGUGCAGAAGAAAUGGAGCUGUGUACCCUCAGAGAUUCAAAUCUUACAGAAUGAGCUCGACGUCUCCAUGCAGGAGGCUAAGGACAAAUUGGGCAUGGUCAUGGAGAGAAGUGGUCCUCUCCGUAAAAUGGGUGAGCUGAUUGGAGAGGUGACCGUAGGCUUGAAUUGUGUGCAGGCCCUGCUAAAACAAACAAGUCCUAAUUUUUCUGAGGCCGAACGUACACAAAAGCGUAUAUGGGAUGAGCUGGACCAGUGGCACACGCGGAUAGCUGAGCUGGAGGCUGAGGUGCAGGAUCUGGCUGAGCAAAAGCCUGAGAGAGAACACGUCCUAAUGGACCAGCUCACGGAGCCUCUGCAGCUCUACCAGACCACAGCCAAACAGGCCGAGCAAAGGACCGCCCUCCUCAGCAAAAUCCCUGCCUGUCUGCAGGACUAUGAGGGUUUACUCAAUAGCUCCAACUGCUGGUUGAGAGAGGCUCAGUCCUGGCUGGUCGCUCCCAGAACCUACACCACUGCGAAAUGCAUCCACUGCCACGCCAACUCCCUCAAGAUGAUGCUGGAUGAAUCAGAGGGAUACAGGGCAGCUCUGGAGGCCUUCCUGCCUGCCCUGCAGGAGAUCACUCUGGUGUGUGACACCAGCCCUCAACAACAACUUCUCCAACUGUGUAUACAAAACAUCACACUCAUACAGCAAAGCGUUCUGGAGCCUCUCUCCCACCUUCAGCACCUAGCAGCUGAGAUGGACGCCAUUGAAGCGGAGGUAAAGACAAUGGAGAAAAAUAUAACUAAGAUCAGAACAAUUCUUUCGGCCACUGACACAGAGAACAUUUUUCCUGAGGAACAUCUUAAGAACAUACAGGUCAUUCUGGAUAAUGUCCAGUCAAUGAAGAGGACCAUUGAUGAGAUUGAGAGCUGCAGGCCAGGCCUGGGGCUUCCUGCUGGGGCAGAACAGACUCUCACAGCCUUCCAUCGGGCCCAAGAGCUCCUGCAGCCAAUCCAGGAGCUACAGCAGCUCAGUGUGGAGCGGAACACCGCGUUAAUGGCCUCUAUUGGGCAACCAGCUGAAAUGAUUCUCCCUUCAGACCAAACCACAGAAUUCACGAUGCCUCAUCUUUACACUGGAGAUGUGAGGCAGGUGUCCAUGGAAGCCCCUUACACUGAGGAGGAAGAUGAAGACAAUCAGUCUUCAUCCUCAGGAACUCUCACAAGCAGUAUUCCAGAGGACCCAGAUGAGACAAUAGAGGAGGAAGAUAUUAAGACAGGCGCUGCCUCUGCUGUAACAGAGUGUGUCACUAAGGAAUCAUCUCCUGAAGAAGUAGUUGAUUUUCCUGCAAUUAAGCAUGUAAUACAGGACACUGACACAGGAAGUUGUUUACUGGAGCCUUCUGGCUUCUCUGAAAUGCCUGGCAUAGACAGCAGACCAGUUACUGAAGAGACAAUUUCCCUACCUGCACUAACAUCCCAACACUUAAAAGAAUUUACAAAUGAUAGUUGUCUGAAGCCUGACAGUGCAAAUAUAGCUAAGGAAAAGCAAAACGAGUGCACAGAAACCAAGCUGACUGAAGCAGUACCAGCAAAGCCAGGAAUAUGCUCAGAAAUCACCAUGUUAAAAGCAAGAGAUGCCAGUGAAUUGAUUGAAGAGUCUGAAUCUGUAGAUCAGAAUGAAGUAACUGUAAACACAGAAACAGGUACACGUGAUCAAGUGAAAACAACAGCUGCAAAGCCACCCGACACAGAGGCAGUAAAUGUUACUGAUGGUGACCAGACCCAGACAGAUACUAAACCCAUAGACGCCGCAGCUCCUCUUUUGCUCUCCUCCCAGCUUAUAGAAUGUGUGCCACAGGAAGAUACAACACUGGAAAUACAGAGAGAUCUGAUUGAGGCCAUCAUUCACGAGAGCAGCAGCCAGUCUCAAGAACACACAUUUCAGCACACAGCAACUGUCAGCGAUCUGUCACAGUCUGAAGGAGGAGGUGAAGAUCAAGAGAGUUUAGUCCAGCUUCUCACCUCAUUGAAGGAAACUUCGGAGACCCUUGGAUCAUGUCAGGAUAUCAGCUCUUUCGAGACGAGACAGCAUCUGUCAGAGAUUCCGGUGUCUGCGUUGAAUGCCAGUGAAUCACAGAUGGGAGACUCAAACAAACUCCUCAAGGACCUUUCAAGCAUUAAGAGUCUGCAAAGCGACACAUGGACUUUGGCGCUUGAGCGGCGGAGAUUAGUGGGACAGAAUAAUGUUGAUCUCCAGAGAUGUUCUGAAGCUCUUCUGAACGGUCUGCGGGGUCUCCAGGAGCUGGGCUUUGAGCGGCUGCUGCGCGGUCAGGAUGCACAGCCACAAAACUGCAGUCAGCUGCACAGUCUGCUCACAGAACACAAGAAAUACUACCAAGAUUUGGGGCAAAACCUUGUAAUGGAGAAGCUGCAAUACCCGAAGCUGCCAGAGGGGGCACUGCAGGCCCAAGCAGAGGUGGCGCAUUUAAUAUCAGCUCUACAGGAUCAAGCACAAACUCAUGGUGUCCGAAUGCAGCACAGCUUAGAGGAGUGGUCUCGGUACGAGGAGGUCACUGAGAGACUGUGUAAGCAGUUGGAUGAGAUGGAGACAAACAUGUCCAGUCUGGAUUCAGAGCCAGAGGGAGACCUGCAGGGACAGCUGCAGUCCUAUGAGGAGCUUGAAGGGGAGCUGAACCGAUCAGAGACCUGGACCCAGUUAACAGAGUUGUUUUCUGACUUGAAAGACAAACUCAACCCUUAUGCGUCUGAACUUUUGUCUGAUCGUCUAGAGAAAGAGAGAACUCGACAUCAAGCAGUGACUGAAGAUGUGCAUGCAGAUUUACUGAAGGCCCAGAAUGCAUUGCGGCUUUGGCUGGAGUAUGAGCGUCUCACGGGAGAGUGCUGCGUUCAGCUAAAUCAGCACUGGGAGAGGCUUGGAGAGCUUAUGAGUUCUUCAGACAGAGAAGAAAACACUGUAGAGCUGCUCAACAGCAGGAUGCAGGGCACCAGUGCUCUGGAGAAAGACAUGCCGGCCUUGCAAAGCAGUGUGGGAAAAAUCCUGGAGGCCUCGAAGCUACUCAUUGGGCAGAUGAAACCCCAGUCAGCCCCUCUAAUCAAAUCAGAAACAAGGUUGCUAUCACGUGACCAUGCAUAUCUUGGCAAGGCACUUUCUGACAUCGGGGCACAAGUUCAGGAGGAGCUGGAGGAGCACUGCAGUUUCAGCACUGAGUUGAAAUCAAUGGAGCAACAACUUAAAAACUUUGAGAGCAUUAUGACCUCCUCUGCUACAAGCAUGGAUAGACUAAAGAUGGUUCUGUUAGAUCUGAGUGGGCUGAACCCUAACCUUGCUGCUCUGAAUCAAACGAGUUUCAGACUCUCCUUAAGCUCUACAGAGGAAGAGAGGUUACAGUCCCUCAACGCACAGUGGGUUCAGGUCUUCUCUCAGGCUUCAGACCGACACAGGAAGAUGUAUGGAGAGCUGCUGCAUGCUCAGAACUUCCAACAGAAGUGUCAGUGCUGGAUGGAGUUCCAGGACAAAAUCAAGGCUGGGUUAUCCAAUCAGACGUCUGGAAACUGUGCUGCUGUAAAAGAGCAGCUAGCUGCACAUCAGAAGCUGAAAGUGGAGGUCCUCCUCAGCCAGCAGCUGGAUGCCAUAAUAAGUGAGGGUUUGCGCUUCCUGGAGAGCAGUCAGAAUGAGGACAGGAGUCAUCUGAUUCUGAGAGUCACCCAGCUAAAGGCACAAUGGCAGGGGACACAGCAGAGGGUCCAGCAGCAUGGCAGAUGUUUGGAAGGGCUGAUGGGACAGUGGCAACUCUAUGAGGCCGGCUCAGGGAAACUUUCAAAGUUACUCAGACACAUCGAAGAACUUCUGCCCCUAGCAGGACUUGCGCCGUGCAGCUUACAGCAAAUCCAAUGCUCUAUAAAAGACUUUGAGUGGACAGAGGAGCAACUACAGCUUCAUGAAGAGCUCUACAGGCAGACUGUGGAGGCAGGGGGACACAUCCUUCUACUAACAGAUGCGCAGACGCAGACAUGCCUGCAGACUGAACUGGAUGCUCUCAAAGAGAUGUGGGAGAGAAGCUGUGGCCUUGUGAGGAAAAGAAAGGCUCUUGCAGACACCAUAACUCAUGAGGACGAGGACUCGCUGCAGAUUUGGGCUGGAGGACUGAAAGAGCUGACCACUAUGAAGGCAGACGUGUCCCAGUACGUGCUGCCCGCAGACACCGCUCUGCUCCAAGGACAGGUGGAAGAACUUCACAGCCAAUGGGAAGAACUGUGCUUGAAGGUGUCCCUUCGCAAACAGGAAAUAGCUGAUCGCCUGAACGCCUGGAUCAUCUUCAAUGAUAAAAACAAGGAGCUCUGUGACUGGCUGACACAGAUGGAGAAAAAAGUGGCACAUAGGGGUGAAAACCUUAGUAUUGAGGAAAUGGUGGAGAAACUUAAAAAGGACUGUAUGGAGGAGAUUAAUCUCUUCAGCGAGAACAAGAGCCACCUCAAGCAGCUGGGCGAGCAGCUCCUAUUGGCCAGCGACAAGGCUAAGGAGGCAGAGAUUCACGGGGCCUUGCGCGAUGUCAACGACCGCUGGCAGCACCUGUUCGACCACAUUGAGGCCAGGGUGAAAAAGCUGACAGAAACCCUGGUGACAGUGCAGCAGUUGGAUAAGAACAUGAAUAACCUUCGCUCUUGGCUCACUCGCAUUGAAGCUGAGCUGGCCAAACCCAUUCACUACAGUAUCUGCCAUAGAGAUGAGAUCCAAAAGAGACUGGCUGAGCAACAGGAUCUGCAGCGUGACAUCGAGCAGCACACUGAAAGGGUGGCAUCUGUUCUCACCCUUUGUGACGUGCUUCUGCACGAUGAGGAUGCCUGCAGCAGUGAUGGAGAGAAUGACUCCAUCCAGCAGACCACGCAGCGCUUGGACCAGCGCUGGAGAAAUAUCUGCUCCACGUCUCUGGAGAGGAGGCUGAGGAUUGAGGAGACGUGGCGACUGUGGUGUAAAUUUCAGGAGGAUUACUCUUCCUUCGAGGACUGGCUGAACGUGGCUGAGCGCUCUGCUGCUGAACCCAAUUCAUCAGACAUCGUGUACACUGACGCCAAAGAGGAACUUCAGAAAUAUGAGGUUUUCCAAAGGCAAGUGCAUGAGAGUCUGACCCAGCUGGAAAUUAUUAAUAACCAGUACAGACGACUAGCGCGGGAGAACCGGGCCGAUGCAGCCAGCAGACUCCGGGCCAUGGUGCAUCAGGGGAACCAGCGCUGGGACGCGCUCCAAAGGAGAGUGGCUGCAAUACUGCGCAGACUCCGGCAUUUCACAUGUCAGAGAGAAGAGUUUGAGGGAACCCGUGAGAGCCUCCUCGUCUGGCUGACUGAGAUAGACCUCCAGCUGACCAAUGUGGAGAACUUCUCAGAGAGCCAUCUCCAAGACAAGAUGAAACAGCUGAAGAGUUUUAAGAAAGAGAUCACUAUGAACACCAAUAAGAUUGAUGCUCUGAUCGUUUUUGGGGAGGGUCUGAUUCAGAGGAGCUGUCCUCAAGAUGCUGUUGUGAUAGAAGAUGAGUUAGAGGAACUGCACACGUACUGUCAAGAGGUGUUCGGCAGGGUGGCCCGAUUCCACCAGCGCCUCACCAGUCUCCGCCCGCUGGACGUCAUUGAUGGUGAACAGUCCAGAGGGACACUGGCCACCCCCUCCUCCAGCCAGCCCUCCAUGUGCCUGCUAUCGCCACCUCAGGAGCACUCGGGCCGUGAAACCCCCGUCAAUGUGGAUUCCAUCCCUCUGGAGUGGGACCACACUGGGGACGUUGGCGGCUCUUCUUCACAUGAUGAGGAAGAGGAUGCUGCUGCCUUCUCUGCCCUGUCAGGACAGAAUUGGCACUUUCAAAACACACCUGAAGGGAAAUCCUUCCAGCUGGACUCCUCCUCACCUACACACACCAGCACUCCUUUUAAACAAGACUACGUCCAGCUGAUGUCUGAGUGCAGCGGCAGCAUUAAGAGUGUGAAGAAGGUUUCUAUGAUCCUGGAUGAUGAGGAACAGCAGGAGGAACAAGGCCUCACUGGCCUCAACACUGCAGACAAACAGUCAGGAGUGAUUGAGCGCUGGGAGCUGCUGCAGGCUCAAGCAGUGAGUAAAGAGCAGUGCAGCACCAGAGACCCCCAGCAGCUGACCUCUGACCUGCAUGACAUCACUUCCUGGCUGGAUCAUGUCACCCCUGAGCUGGACAGACUGCAGAAGCCCGAGACAUCCGUCAGUGUCGAGAUCUUAGAAGAGAGGGUCAAACAACUUAAAGAAAUGCAGAAGACAUUUGCUCGCUAUAAGACCAUGAUGCUGUCUCUGAACCUGGGUGGGCGAGAGCUGCAGCAGGGGGCUACAGGAGGAGCACCUGAGCUUCAGGAGGGUCUGCGCAGCAUGAAUCACCGCUGGACAGAGGCUUGUGCGGGACUAGAGGGAUGGGAGAACAGUCUGCGCACCACCCUAGGACGCUGUCAGGAGUUCCACGAGAUGGUCCACUCUCAACUGCUAUGGCUGGCCCAUGCAGAGAGCAGACGCUACACAGUGAACCUGAACGACCCUUCUGUGCAGCCCUCCAUGCUUCAGGAACACAGGAACACGCUGAAGGAUCUGGCAGAGGAGCUGCAGGGCAGGCAGAAGCAAGUGAACUCCCUGCAGGCGAUCGUCUCCGAGCUGCUUCCUGAGGCUGGUGGGGAGGACAGUGCUGAAGCUAGGGAAAAACUCCAUGUUAUUGGAAGCAAACUACGACUACUGUCAUGUCAAGUCGACCAGGAUCACCAGACGAUUCAGGAGAGAUUAGAGUCCAUGACUGAUGCUUCGGGAGACAGGAAAUCCACACAAUGCUCUCGGCCAAAGCGUGACCCAUCACCUCAGCGUUCGUUCUUCUAUCGGGUCCUGCGAGCGGCUUUCCCUCUGCAUCUCCUGUUCCUCCUGCUGUUGGUUCUGGCCUGCUUGGUGCCUCUUUCUGAAGACGAUUACAGCUGCACCUUUUCCAACAAUUUUGCCCGCUCUUUCCACCCCAUGUUACACUACACCAACGGUCCUCCCCCCACAUGAGUCUCUCAGCACCUCACUUUUGUCCAACCAAUAUUUGAAUGGUUGUAUUGAUGUUUUACUACUUAUUCCCCUUUGAGAGCCAUACUACUGAGAAUUUUGUUGUUAAUGUUACAGUUGGGUGUGAUAAAAAAAAAUUGUCCCUUUU
This is a messenger RNA of Sinocyclocheilus rhinocerous, 20102 nucleotides long. Its product is annotated as nesprin-2-like. The transcript has 93 exons. Gene Ontology annotation, molecular function: protein binding. NCBI's taxonomy places the organism in Eukaryota, Metazoa, Chordata, Actinopteri, Cypriniformes, Cyprinidae. Gene Ontology annotation, cellular component: membrane. Bases 176 to 19957 code for a protein of 6593 amino acids. The record is from RefSeq and is a predicted model, not a curated record.